This is a messenger RNA of Odocoileus virginianus texanus, 3756 nucleotides long. It is a transcript of the gene PUS7L, whose product is annotated as pseudouridine synthase 7 like. Lineage: Eukaryota; Metazoa; Chordata; Mammalia; Artiodactyla; Cervidae. Gene Ontology annotation, cellular component: nucleus. Gene Ontology annotation, biological process: pseudouridine synthesis. Gene Ontology annotation, molecular function: pseudouridine synthase activity; RNA binding. The record is from RefSeq and is a predicted model, not a curated record.
GUUUUGCAUAUAGGGUUAUCAUUACCAUCUUUCUAAAUUCUCAAUAAUCAGUUUUGAUUGUGUGCCUACUAUGUGCUUGAUUCUGUUCUAAUUGUGAGAUAAUCAGUGAAUAAGGCAGAUAGGGUUCUUGCUUUCAUAGAGCAAACAUUCUAGUUGGGGUAGGUAUAUAGUAAAUAGUGAAGUAAAAUGAUUAAAUAGCAAUGAUAUGAAGAAAAUUAAAUAAGAUUUUAUGAAAAAUAGUGACUUGCUGGUUUCUUCUGAUUAUUGGUCAAGGAAGAUCUCUUUAAGGAUAUUAUUGAAGAGGGACUGAUUUAAUCAACAGGAACAGUUGGCAUAAAGGAACUGAAGAAGACCAGUGUAGCUGGAGUAUAGUGGAUAAUGGGGAAAGGGUACAGGAUAAAUUUGGAGAACAGAGUUCAGGAUCUUAGAAGUCUUUGGAAGCCAGUGUGGGUAAUUUGGAUUUUAUUAUAAAUGUGAUUAAAGGGUUUAAAUGGGGUUGUGAUAUGAUUUAAUUUGCCUUUUUAAAUCAUCAUUCUGGCUACCAUGUGGAAAAUUGACUAUGGUGGACUACUAAUAGAAGCAGAGAUUAGAGGCCUUCACAGUGUAUAAGAAUUUCUGGAAUGGACGUAUUAAAGUAGAGGUGAUGAAGGGGCAGUAGGAGUAAUCAGAGAGCCAGAUGCUUAAAGGUGAUGCAACUUCUGGUGAUGAGAAAAUCAAAGCUAAGAUGGAGACAAAGUGGAAGGUUUGAGGUUGAGAUUAAGGAACUGAGGGACGGUGAUGUUAAAUGGAUCAUCCAUGUGGAUGGUCGUGGAGGUGGUGCUGGAUAGUAGGUUUUAAGCUAGGUAUUAAAGACAUUAGUGAGUGAAGAAUUGUUCUGGGACCAGAGAGAGGGUGGCAGCAAACAGUCCAGCCUGAUGGCAUGAACUUCAAAGGAAAUGGGAUUUGAGGAGGUAGAGGAGGAAGAAGUGGUUUGGAAGGAGCAGUGGCAAACAAGGAAAAUAUUUACAACCUCCAGGUCCCCAGAUCUUAGUUCCCGGACCAGGGGUCAAGCCCGUGCCUGCUGCAUUGAAAGCUUGGAGUCUUAACCACUGGACCACCAUGGAAAUCCUGUAGAUUGUUUUUAGAACUUCAUUAUAGGCAUUGUUCAAGAAUGGAAGAGGAUACAGAUUUCAGAAUCAGAUUUAGUUCUUUGUGUUUCAUAAAUGAUCAUGUUGGUUUUCAUGGCACCAUAAAAAGCUCACCAAGUGACUUCAUUGUUAUUGAGAUUGAUGAACAGGGAGAGUUAGUUAAUAAAGCCAGUGACAAACCUGUUUAUAAUGUUAGUAAAGUACUACCUGAGCCAAAUAGUUUAGCUAAAAAAGCAAAACUAGAUCUUCAGAUUUUAUCUUUUGAAGAGACAAGCAAUCAAGAAGUCAAUACUUUGGCUGGGAGCUCCAGUGAUGACCACAAUUUUGUGCCUUGUUCAGAAAAGGAAGAUACUGUCAGAGAUAGAACUUCCAAAGGUGAAGAAGAAGAUGUUGAUGUAUUGGGCUCCUUGUUAGAUGAAAAAACUAAUGAAUUACUGAAUCAGUUUGCCUGUGAUAUAAAAGAGAAGUGGGACUCUCAAACUGAGCUAAUUGGACCAUCUCCUGAAUUCUCGUUAGGCAGAAUCCUUGACAAGAACCAGAGGGCUACCUUGCAUAGUGCUAUUAGGCAGAAAUUUCCUUUUUUAAUAACUGUAGGAAAAAACAAUGAAAUUGUUGUAAGACCAAAUCUUGAGUAUAAAGAACUUUGUCACUUGGUAUCAGAAGAGGAAGCAUUUGAGUUUUUUAAAUAUUUGGAUGCAAAGAAAGAAAAUUCCAAAUUUACCUUUAAACCUGAUACAAACAAAGAACACAGGAAAGCUGUCCACCAUUUUGUCAACAAAAAGUUUGGGAAUCUUGUGGAAACCAAAUCCUUUCCUGAACUGAGUUACAGUGCUGAUAGUCCAAGUGUAGUGAUAACUGUAAGGUUUCGGGUGAAAGCACACAAACACUGGAAGAGAUCUCUUCAUGAAUGCCAGGGAAGAAAAGAUAUAUACACAGCUUUUACCCUACGAAAAGAAAAUCUAGAAAUGUUUGAAGCAGUUGGUUUUUUAGCUGUCAAACUUGGUGUGAUCCCUUCGGAUUUUAGUUAUGCAGGACUUAAAGACAAGAAAGCCAUCACUUAUCAAGCGAUGGUGGUUAGAAAAGUGACACCAAAGAGGUUGAAAAAUAUUGAAAAAGAAGUUGAAAAGAAAAGAAUGAAUGUGUUUAACAUUCGGUCUGUAGAGGAUUCCCUUAGACUUGGUCAGCUCAAAGGAAAUCACUUUGAUAUUGUCAUCAGAAAUUUAAAAAAUCAAAUAAAUGAUUCUGCAAACCUGAGAGAGAGAAUUUUGGAGGCAAUUGAAAAUGUUAAGAAUAAAGGGUUUGUGAAUUACUAUGGACCACAGAGAUUUGGGAUGGGAAGGAAAGUUCACACAGACCAAAUUGGAUUGGCUUUGCUGAAGAGUGAAACGGUGAAGGCUGUAAAAUUGUUUUUUACACCAGAAGAUUUGGAUGAUCCUGUAAAUAGAGCAAAGAAAUAUUUUCUUCAGACUGAGGAUGCUAAAGGCACACUUUCACUGAUGCCCGAAUUCAAAGUUCGGGAGAGAGCACUGCUAGAGUCACUGCACCGCUUUGGCGUGACAGAGGAGGGCUGCAUCCAGGCGUGGUUCUCCUUCCCCCAUUCUAUGCGCAUAUUCUACGUUCACGCAUACAGCAGCAAGAUCUGGAAUGAGGCAGUAUCUUACAGACUUGCAACUUAUGGCUCAAGAGUUGUGGAGGGUGACUUGGUCUGUUUGGAUGAAGAUGCUGACAAUGAGCAAUUACCAAGUAGUAAAGUUCAUCUAGUAACCGAAGAAGAGGAAUCAGCUAACACAUAUGCAAUACAUCAGGUGGUUCUUCCAGUGCUUGGAUACAAUAUUCAGUACCCGAAAAACAAAUUAGGGCAGUGGUACCAGGAAGUACUCAGCAGAGAUGGACUACAGACAUGUAAAUUUAAAAUACCUACCCUGAAACUGAAUGUUCCAGGGUGCUAUAGGAAGAUUUUGAAACAUCCCUGUAAUCUCUCAUACCAGCUGAUGGAAGACCAUGGUACUGAUGUCAAGAAGGAAGGUUCCCACGUUGAUGAAGCAACUUUAUCCCUUUUGAUCUCUUUUGAUCUUGAUGCUUCGUGUUAUGCUACAGUUUGUCUGAGGGAAAUAAUGAAGCAUGACUUUUAAAACUGAUACCCUUGAUAUAGUCAUGUGUGUGCCACUUUUUAAAGGAAAGUGAAAAGGGAGCUAAAACUUCUUGAGUGUCUACCAUGUUCUAGGAGCUUUAUCAUUGUUAUCUCCUUUAAUUACACACCAUCCCAAUGAAGUAGGAAUUUGUUACUCACAUUGAAGAGGACAUAUAGCUAGUAAGUGGCAAGAUCUGAACUUAAGACUCCAAAGCCUUUGUUUUUUUCUAUUAUCUAAUGUCUCGAUGACCUUUAUUCUGUGCUAUAAAAGUUAAAAUCUUUCUGGACUAUUAGGAGCAUACUGCAAGAUAACAUUAAAGAAGGUAACAUUAAAGAAAAACUUUUGGAGUAAUGUUUAUAUCCCCAGACUCCUUGCUUAAAAUGUAGAUUAAGUUGUAAUGAAAACAUAUGGUUGGAGAGAAAGAUGAAGCAUUUUGUUAAUUAGUGCCAUUCUUUUCUAUUUUUGAAAGUAUUGAUCAGAACAGUACUUCAGGAAAA